AUGGCGGACCUGUGUGCUGCCACAGGUAAGGUGUGCGAGCUCUGUCCUUUAAACUGGGUGUCAUUUAGCAGUAAAUGCUACUUCUUUUCAGAAGAAAGAAAUAACUGGUCUUCAAGCAGAGAGAACUGUCAACGGACAAAUGCAGACAUCCUUUGCAUGGAAAACCUUGAAGAAGAGAAAUUCAUUUCUGAACAAGUUUCCUUGAAGAAUGGUCACUUUUGGGUUGGUCUUAGGAAACACACAUCACAGUGGAGAUGGGAGACUGGUGGAAUAUAUCAUAAAGAACCAUCUAUCACAUCUGAAGAACAGAAGUGUGCCACCUUUGGAAGAGACAUGUCAGCUGAAAGCUGUUCUAACCCCAACAAAUGGAUAUGUGAAAAGAACAUGACUCGCUAUGUUACAUAA
Messenger RNA from Nanorana parkeri, 405 nucleotides. RefSeq names its product C-type lectin domain family 2 member B-like. The record is from RefSeq and is a predicted model, not a curated record. The transcript is spliced from 4 exons. Bases 1 to 405 code for a protein of 134 amino acids. NCBI's taxonomy places the organism in Eukaryota, Metazoa, Chordata, Amphibia, Anura, Dicroglossidae.